Salvia hispanica is the source of this 1690-nucleotide messenger RNA. It is a transcript of the gene SDG37, whose product is annotated as SET domain group 37. NCBI's taxonomy places the organism in Eukaryota, Viridiplantae, Streptophyta, Magnoliopsida, Lamiales, Lamiaceae. The record is from RefSeq and is a predicted model, not a curated record. Gene Ontology annotation, cellular component: nucleus. Gene Ontology annotation, molecular function: protein binding.
GCAGCUUUACACAGUAGUGAAAUUCGAGUUUCGGCGUCAAUGGACGAACUAAAGAAGGCAUUAAACGAAAAAGGUUUAAAAUUUUCGACGCUUCCAGAAAAGGGCCGCUGCCUUUUCGCAGCGCGUGAUUUCUCCCCAGGGGAAGUGAUAUUGAGUGAGAAUCCAUAUGUUUGUGUCCCAAACAAGAACAAGUGUGAGUGGUGCUUUUCAUUAACCAACCUGAAGAAAUGCUCUGGUUGCCGUGUUAUUUGGUAUUGUAGCAGCGAAUGUCAGAGGUCAGAUUGGAAGCUGCAUUCUGCAGAGUGCAGGGUGCUGUCGAAGGUCGACAAGCAAAGAGUGAAUUCGCUCACGCCAUCCUUACGAUUGAUGGUGAAGCUUUGUGUAAAGCGAAAGCUGGAAAUUGAGAAGGUUAUCCCUACAUCUGCUACAGAAAGUUACAAGUAUGUGGAAGCGUUGGUUUCUCAUAUGUCAGAUAUCAAUGAGAAACAGCUGCUGCUGUAUGCACAGAUGGCGAACCUUGUCAAUUUGAUACUCCCGUGUCCCGAUUUCGAGAUCAACGUCAAAGAGAUUGCAGAAAAUUUUUCUAAGCUAGCAUGCAAUGCACAUACUAUUAGUGACAGCGAAUUGAGGCCCCAUGGAACAGGGCUGUACCCUUUCAUUUCUAUCAUCAAUCACAGCUGUUUACCAAAUUCUGUUCUAGUAUUUGAGGGAAGACUUGCAGUUGUACGGGCCAUGCAGCAUAUACCAAAAGGUACUGAGGUAUUAAUCAGUUAUGUAGAUAUUGCUGGAAGCACUUUAACACGGCAGAAGGCUCUUAAAGAACAGUACUAUUUCAAUUGUGCUUGUUCUCGCUGCAUAAAAUUGGGACAAUCUGAUGAUAUUCGAGAAAGUGCAGUUCUGGAAGGUUAUAGGUGCAAGGAUAGUCAAUGUGAUGGAUUUCUGCUACGCGACUCUGAUGACAGAGGGUUCAUUUGCCAGCAAUGUGGACUUCUUCGGGAGAAAGAAGAAAUUACUAACAUCACUAUAAAAUUGAAAUCUAUGUCAGAAAAAGCCUCCACGUUGCUUUCUUCUGGUCAUAAGACUGAGGCAAUUGAGGCUUAUAAGAUGAUUGAAGGAUUGCAAUUACAGCUGUACCAGCCAUUAUCAAUCAGUCUUAUGCGAAAUCGGGAGACUCUCAUUAAGAUAAUUAUGGAGCUGCAGGAUUGGAGGGAAGCACUUUCAUAUUGCAGACUAACAAUUCCAGCAUAUGAGAGAGUCUAUCCAAGAUCUUACCCUCUGGUUGGACUACAAUAUUAUAUGUGUGGGAAAUUCGAAUGGUUGCUGGGAGAGACAGAAGCGGCAGUUAGAUCACUGACGAAAGCAUUGGACAUAUUGCGAGUGACUCAUGGAACAAAGAGUCCGUUCAUGGUGGAACUCGUGAAUAAGGUGGAGGAAGCUCGUGCAGAGGCUUUGUACAAGCUUCAUUCUCAAGUCGAAGACCAAUCCUCGACUCUCACUGCUAAUCCUCGAUUUGAAGAAUGGUAAUUUGACAGUCAUUGCAAGAUUGUGUUACUGCUGCUAAAAUGGUGUUCAUGUUAUGUAAGAGUUACCAAGUACUAUUAGAGUGCUCUACCAAAAAAUUAUCGGCACUUUUAUAGUGACUGAAACAGUCAACUUUUUGAUUAUACUACAUCAUUCCCUUUUUCCCUUA